Molecule: messenger RNA, 2794 nt
Organism: Poecilia latipinna (sailfin molly)
Lineage: Eukaryota; Metazoa; Chordata; Actinopteri; Cyprinodontiformes; Poeciliidae
Gene: cactin
Product: cactin
Exons: 10
Coding region: 51-2609 (852 amino acids)
Biological process (GO): mRNA cis splicing, via spliceosome; negative regulation of innate immune response
Cellular component (GO): spliceosomal complex; cytoplasm
Molecular function (GO): protein binding
Source: RefSeq, a predicted model, not a curated record
AUUUACGCGACAGACUUCCUCUCGGGCCCCGUGCAGCAGUUAAGUUCGUGAUGAGUUCGAAAUCGCGACGCAGGACCCGGUCCAGAACCAGAAGUCGGAGUCGAGAUAGGCGAAACAAGUCUAAAAUAAGCAAAUCGCAAUCUCCAGACGAGAGGAGAGGCCGUAGUAGGUCUCCGGACGCCAGAAGAGCCGCCCACGGACGAACUAGAUCGAGCAGCAGCAGCGCGGCCUCAAAUCAUGGAUCUCCAGUCCGCCGUCGGCCUCAGCACUGGGGCCGAUCUGGGUCCGGCAGCGGCUCGGAGGCUGACAGGAGGCGAAGAGAGCACCGGAGCAGCAGAUCGAAAGGUCGAUCGUCAAGUCCUGAUUCAGACAAUUCCAAGAUGAGAAGAAGAGGGAAGGAGACGGAGAGAAGGAAGGGAAGGUCCCAGUCCGGCUCGGGCUCGAGCAGCGGAAGCAGCGACAGAGAGAGGAGGAGACGGAGACAAAGUCCUGAUCGAGGGAGUACAGCAAGAGGCAGAGAGACGAGGGACCAGGAAAGGAAAAGUGACAGAAGCAGAGAGAGGAAGAAGAGGAGCGAGGAUAGGGAGCGAGGGAGGAGCAAGAAGAGCAAAGAGAGAGAUGAUAGGCGCAGAGGGAGGCGGGGGUCCAGCGCGUCCGACUCCUCGGAGAGCUCCGAUUCAGACAAUGAGAACCUUGAAGUCAAAGAGAAAGAGGAGAGGAAGAAACAGAAAGAGCUGAUGAAAGCCCUGGAGACGCCAGAGGAGAAGAGAGCCAGACGACUGGCGAAGAAGGAAGCGAAGGAAAAGAAAAGGAGGGAGAAGAUGGGCUGGAGCGAAGAAUACAUGGGAUACACCAACGCAGACAACCCGUUUGGAGACAACAACCUGCUGGGCACAUUCAAAUGGCAGAAAGCGCUGGACAAGAAGGGCAUUGGCCAUUUCAGCGAAAAAGAGCUGAAAGAGAGAAACAAAUGCAUCCAGGAGGAGAACCGAAGAGAGCUGCAAAAGGUGAAGCAGCUGCGGCUGGAGCGGGAGCGAGAGAAAGCCAUGAGAGAGACGGAGCUGGAGAUGCUGCAGAGAGAGAAAGAGGCCGAGCACUUCAAAACCUGGGCUGAACAGGAGGACAACUUCCACCUGCAGCAGGCCAAACUAAGGUCCAAGAUUAGAAUCCGCGAUGGCCGUGCAAAACCCAUCGACCUUCUGGCGAAGUACAUCAGUGCCGAGGACGACGAUCUGGCCGUGGAGAUGCACGAACCGUACACGUUCCUCAACGGACUGACUGUCACCGACAUGGAGGACCUGCUGGAGGACAUAAAGGUCUACAUGGAGCUGGAGCAGGGCAAGAACGUGGACUUCUGGAGAGACAUGACGACCAUCACCGAGGACGAGAUCAGCAAGCUGAGGAAACUGGAAGCGUCUGGGAAAGGACCCGGCGAUCGACGCGAUGGCAUCAACACAGCGGUCAGCACCGACGUCCAGUCCGUGUUCAAAGGGAAAACCUACAGCCAGCUGCAGGCGCUGCACCUGAACAUCGAGGGAAAGAUCCGGGCCGGGGGAUCCAAUCUCGACAUCGGCUACUGGGAGAGUCUGCUGCAGCAAGUUCGGGUCUACAUGGCCAGAGCGCGGUUGAGAGAGCGCCAUCAGGACGUGCUGCGUCAGAAGCUGUUCAAACUGAAACAAGAGCAGGGAGUGGAAAGCGAACCUCUGUUCCCCAUCAUCAAAGAGGAACCGAGGAGCGAGGAAGACGAGGAUGAGGAAAGAACGAGAGAGAGGACAGCGGAGGAGAGCGGUCUGUCGGCGUCUUCAUCCCGGAGAAACAAGAACAGAGAAAUGGAGGAGGAUGAAGAGGGGCCAGGCCCGUCCACCUCUACGGCUGGCGGCCAAGACGAAGAGGGAGGAGAGAAAGAUGAAGGGAAAGACGAGGAGGGGAAGGGAGAGGCGGCGGAGGCCGUGUUGACGGAGGAGGACCUCAUCCAGCAGAGCCAGGCGGAGUACGACUCUGGUCGCUACAGUCCCACUCUGCUCACUCUGUCUGAGCUGCCGCUGGACACUCACACCAUCACCCCAGAGGAAGACGCGCACCGGCUCCAGCUGGCCCGCAGGCAGCUUCAGGUCACAGGCGACGCCAGCGAAAGCGCGGAGGACGCCUUCGUGCGGCGGGCCAAAGAAGGCAUGGGCAACGACGAGGCCCAGUUCAGCGUGGAGAUCCCAGUCUCCGGGAAGAUGUACCUGUGGGCGGACAAGUACCGUCCGCGCAAACCGCGCUUCUUCAACCGGGUCCACACGGGCUUUGAGUGGAACAAGUACAACCAGACGCACUACGACUUCGACAACCCGCCGCCCAAGAUCGUCCAGGGGUACAAGUUCAACAUCUUCUACCCGGACCUGAUCGACAAGCGCUCCACGCCUCAGUACUUCCUCGAGCCGUGUCCGGACAACAAGGACUUUGGGAUUUUGAGGUUCCACGCCGGGCCGCCGUACGAGGACAUCGCUUUUAAGAUUGUCAACAGGGAGUGGGAGUACUCGCACCGACACGGGUUCCGCUGCCAGUUCGCCAACGGGAUCUUCCAGCUGUGGUUCCACUUCAAGAGGUAUCGCUACAGGAGAUGAACGAGUCACCAGCACGGACCAAAACCUCAGGGACCUGACUUCGCUCGCGGAAACCGGAUGAUUUGGCUCGUUUUAGCUGCUCAUAAAACUAGAGCCUCAGCGACAAACUCUUGUCAUGUUGUCUGAAAAGGAAACUAUAAAUGUAGUCUGCUAAAUACACAUUAAAGAUUUGUUUUUUCACUUUC